This is a messenger RNA of Serinus canaria (Common canary), 2356 nucleotides long. RefSeq names its product notchless homolog 1 (gene NLE1). The coding region runs from base 29 to 1480 and encodes 483 amino acids. Gene Ontology annotation, biological process: ribosomal large subunit assembly; Notch signaling pathway. The record is from RefSeq and is a predicted model, not a curated record. Gene Ontology annotation, molecular function: protein binding. NCBI's taxonomy places the organism in Eukaryota, Metazoa, Chordata, Aves, Passeriformes, Fringillidae. The transcript has 13 exons. Gene Ontology annotation, cellular component: nucleolus.
UUCCGGCCCACGUGGGGCGGGUGUGCACAUGGCCGCGAACAUGUCGCCGGACGAGGAGGAUGUGCAGCGGCUCCUGAUCCAGUUCCGCGAUGAGGCAGGGGAGUGCCUGGGCUCCCCCUUCGACGUCCCUGUCACCAUCACUCCGGACAAGCUGCAGCUGGUCUGCAACGCCCUCCUACAGAAGGAUGAGCCGGUGCCUCUGGCCUUCUUCGUCCACGAUGCCGAGAUCGUGGCGUCGCUGGAGAAGACCCUGGCAGGGCAGAGCGUGGAGACAGAGAAAGUCCUGGACAUCAUCUACCAGCCUCAGGCGGUGUUCAGGGUGCGGGCGGUCACACGCUGCACCAGCUCCCUGGAGGGACACACCGAGGCUGUCAUCUCCGUGGCUUUCAGCCCCACGGGAAAGUACCUGGCGAGCGGCUCUGGAGACACCACUGUCCGCUUUUGGGACCUCAGCACGGAAACGCCGCAGUUCACGGCCAAAGGUCACCGGCACUGGGUGCUCAGCAUUGCUUGGUCACCUGAUGGCAAGAAACUGGCCUCGGGCUGCAAGAACAGCCAGAUCUUCCUCUGGGACCCAGCCACUGGCAGCCAGAUCGGCCGGGUGCUGUCUGGCCACUCCAAAUGGAUCACAUGUCUGUGCUGGGAACCGCUCCACAUAAACCCAGAGUGCCGUUACCUGGCCAGUGCCUCCAAGGACGGCAGCAUCCGCAUCUGGGACACGCUGAUGGGCAGGUGUGACAAAAUCCUCACAAGCCACACGCAGUCGGUGACCUGUGUGAAGUGGGGCGGCGAUGGCUUGCUCUACUCCUCCUCCCAGGACAGGACCAUCAAAGUCUGGAGGAGCCAGGAUGGGGUCCUGUGCCGCACGCUGCAAGGCCACGCUCACUGGGUGAACACCAUGGCCCUGAGCACCGACUACGUUCUCCGCACCGGCGCCUUCGAGCCGGCCGAGGCCACCAUCAACCCCCAGGAUGUCAGAGGCUCCUUGUCAGAACUGAAAGACAGGGCACUGCAGAGGUACAACCAAGUCCGGGGCCAGGAACCAGAAAGGCUCGUCUCGGGGUCAGAUGAUUUCACCCUGUUUCUUUGGAGGCCAGCAGAAGACAAGAAGCCACUCGAGAGAAUGACAGGCCACCAGGCUUUGAUUAACCAAGUCAUGUUCUCGCCAGACACCCGGAUAAUUGCCAGUGCUUCCUUCGACAAGUCCAUAAAGCUCUGGGAUGGUAGGACAGGAAAGUACCUGACGUCGCUGAGGGGCCACGUCUCAGCCGUGUACCAGAUCGCCUGGUCAGCCGACAGCCGCCUGCUGGUGAGUGGCAGCAGCGACAGCACCCUCAAGGUCUGGGAUGCUAAGACAAAGAAACUGGCCAUCGAUCUGCCUGGCCACGCGGAUGAGGUGUAUGCAGCGGAUUGGAGCCCGGAUGGACAGAGGGUGGCAAGCGGAGGGAAGGACAAGUGUUUGCGGAUAUGGCGUCGAUAGGAGCAGUGACAUGGAGCUGCUGGUCCAGCACAGUCCUGGGACAUCUCCAAGGUGAUGGACGAAGAGAUUGACCCAAACAUGGCUCCGUGUUCCCGUUGGCAACUCUUCCUCAUGGACUCUUUCCUUAUAUUUAUUUAAGGAAAUUUUAAUUUUAGUUCUUAUUAAGAGCUGUACAUUGUAGGAUAAUUUUCUCUGAACAUCACAGGAGGGAUAUCUCAUCUGCCUCCAUCUCAACUGGCUUUUUAUUGGAAUUUCAGCCUCACAGUAGCCAUUGUCCUGAAAGGGGCAAGCAAAGGGUGUUUGUGCCCUUUCUUGCUCUGUGAAGAAUCCUGUGGAGAGGAGGGUUUUAGUGGGAACAGAGAGGGUUGUCCUUGUGUGGCCUUCAGAUUCAGAGAGAGAGAAAAAUGGGAAAAUUCAGCACUUCAUUCCAUUGCAGAAUUGUGCUUGGCUGCAUGUCUGGGACAAAGAUCUGCUGAGAAUGAGGACUUGGGGCUUCUCAUUAUUCCAGUAAGGUUUUGCCUUUCCACACAGCCCCAUUUCCCUGUGGACUGUGCUGAGCAUUAUCUGCCAGUGAUCCUCUGCACCCACAGCAGAUCACUCCGUGGCUAAUCUGUCCAGGGUGCAACAGGCCUGGACUUCAAAUGACUGCUGGAGCUGUGCUGAGUUUUCAGCUUUCAGCAGCUCUUGGGAAUGGCAAAAUGAGACUCUGAACAGGGGAGAGAGUGCCCAUUUCCCAUCCACCACUGGUUCGGGGGGAAGGAAGGAUAGGGUGGGGAAGAAUGGAGCAGGAAUUCUGUGUGCCACUUGUCCCUUGCCCUGGAUACAUGCUGACAGCAGGGCUGGGACCGACACAAAAUAUAGCAAUACUUCAUUACA